Messenger RNA from Leptosia nina, 267 nucleotides. NCBI's taxonomy places the organism in Eukaryota, Metazoa, Arthropoda, Insecta, Lepidoptera, Pieridae. The record is from the annotation of a GenBank genome assembly.
AUGGUCACCGGUGGCUCGCAAAACUGCCACGCGGAAGAUAUUCUUUGCGGCAAUCGUAAAUUGGUCGGGUCCCAGGGGCAGGCGAGGCCGCCGCCCGCAACCGGCCUGGUGGGCGGCGCGCGCGGGGUGCGGGCGCGGGAAACCGUGCUCACCUGCGACUCGCGCCCGCCGCGGCAGUUCCGCGACUAUCCUCCACCGCGUUCCACGUUCCACGUCCCUCUCGCCAGACAUGUAGCUUUCGACCCGAGGCGUCGCUCGCUACCGUGA